Mesocricetus auratus (golden hamster) is the source of this 639-nucleotide messenger RNA. RefSeq names its product translation initiation factor IF-2-like. The record is from RefSeq and is a predicted model, not a curated record. The transcript has 2 exons. NCBI's taxonomy places the organism in Eukaryota, Metazoa, Chordata, Mammalia, Rodentia, Cricetidae. The coding region runs from base 1 to 639 and encodes 212 amino acids.
AUGCAGACGUUUAUCAACAGCCGGACACUCCUUCCUAGGCUGCUGGAAGCCCGCUCUGAAGUUCCCGGUCAGUGGCAGGGGCGAAGUGGGGAGCAGGAGGAGGGAUCGCGGGGAGAACCGCUGCCCACCCCCACCCCACCCCCGCCCCCAGCCACGCCCCGAGGCACGCAGGGGCUGCUCCUCCGCGACGCGUCGGAGCUCCUCCGCCGGCCGAGGUCUAGGGAGCCCCCGGGCCGGGUGCAGGGGCGAGCGGCCGCCAGGCUGGGCCCUCGGGGGCCCUCCCGCGCGGGCUCGGCCCGCACUCACAUCCCGCAGCGGCGGUCCCGGCAGCCGCCUCGCAGCCCUCGCCCCGACGGGCGCCUCCGGGAGCCGGGGCCGCGGCCGAGGCGCCGACGCCGCGCGAGCUCGCCCAGAGCCGGGGCCCGCCCAGCCUGUCAGCGCGGCGGGAGGCCGUCGGCGGCCGCGGCUGCCCCCCUUUCUGCUCAGCCUCGGCUUCCUGCAGCCCACGCCACGCCCACCGCCGAGCCCGUCCCCGCUCUCCCGGGGCCGCACGCCCCCUCGGCUCGGCUGGCGACGCGGGCUCAGUCGCCCCUGCGCGGCGGGCUCCGACGCGGGCGCUGCCUCAGGCGGGCGGCCUAG